AUGCAGAAACUCCUCUUGGUAGCAGUUUUGCUUAGCGUGUUGGCGGUCAGCGUUUUCGGAUUUGAGGAUGGGGACGAGGUGCUCAGCCGAGUCUACCGGGCUCUCCUCCUCAAGACGAAGCGAAGCCCCUCGAUGGGUCUCUCCCUAGCCGAGUACAUGGCCUCCCCCCAGGGUGGAGAUAACUUCCACUUCAUCCAA
Messenger RNA from Mesorhabditis spiculigera, 198 nucleotides. NCBI's taxonomy places the organism in Eukaryota, Metazoa, Nematoda, Chromadorea, Rhabditida, Rhabditidae. The record is from the annotation of a GenBank genome assembly.